AUGACGAUCUUCGAGUACGAGAUCGAGGCGGAGCCCGAUGGCAGGGGCACCAAGUUAGAGGGUCUCGUCACCAUCAGCGAGACGACUAUCGACCGAAGGGACAACGAUCUGGCGGUGUUGUUGCUCCACGGCGCUGGCGGGGACCUUCACGGCGGCCACCUGGACGAUACCUCCGAUUACCUGGCAUGGAUGGGGUUUCCCGUGGUCCGCGUCACGAUGAAAUCACCGGCUGCCCUGUACCGCAUGCGCGCUGCUCACGCCGCGAUGGCUGCGGCGAAGGAGCUUGACGAGAUGAAACAUGUGAAAAAAUGGAUACUGAUGGGGCACUCGAACGGAGCCCGAGUCGCUAUCGCGCUCGCUUCUGAAAUGCUCGACGCAUGGCGACUCGAUAACAACGAGGAUCAGCCUUUGGGUGUCGUUUUGUUUUCAUUUCCUCUUCACGCUCCCGGGAAGCACGACGAUUUGAGGGACGACGAGCUCAUGUCACUCGAGCUACCGACGUUCAUCGUCAGAGGGACUCGCGACACGUUCUCCAGGCAGGAUCUCUUCGACUCGGCCAUGAAGACGAUGCGCGACGCGAAGAAAGCGCACCCCAUCAUCGUCCACGAUGUCAUCGGUGGCAACCACAGCUUGCAGGUGCCCAAAUCAUCGAAAGACACCACGACAGAUAUCGAGCUCGACGGAAUUCGAACGGCGGUGACAAACUUCUGCAUCUCCCUGAAGAACAUCAACGCGCGCGGCAGGGUGCUUCACCAAAAACCCGCGGGCAGGGGCGCGAACGGAACGACGAGAUAG
Messenger RNA from Micromonas commoda, 795 nucleotides. RefSeq lists its product with no specific name. Bases 1 to 795 code for a protein of 264 amino acids. Lineage: Eukaryota; Viridiplantae; Chlorophyta; Mamiellophyceae; Mamiellales; Mamiellaceae. The record is from RefSeq and is a predicted model, not a curated record. The transcript has a single exon.